This is a messenger RNA of Alligator mississippiensis (American alligator), 7511 nucleotides long. It is a transcript of the gene MLNR, whose product is annotated as motilin receptor. The record is from RefSeq and is a predicted model, not a curated record. Gene Ontology annotation, molecular function: G protein-coupled peptide receptor activity. Gene Ontology annotation, biological process: G protein-coupled receptor signaling pathway. The transcript is spliced from 2 exons. Gene Ontology annotation, cellular component: plasma membrane. Lineage: Eukaryota; Metazoa; Chordata; Crocodylia; Alligatoridae. The coding region runs from base 1 to 1101 and encodes 366 amino acids.
AUGGGCGGCGGGAACGGCAGCGGCGCGGCAGGUGCUGCUGCUGCGGCGGCGGGGGAGGCGUGGGCGGUGCCGCCGUGCGACGAGCGCGUGUGCUCGGCGCUGCCGCUGCGGGUGCUGGUGCCGGUGACGGCCGUGUGCGCGGCGCUGUUCCUCGUGGGCGCGGCGGGCAACGCGCUGACCGUGUUGGUGGUGCGGGCCGAGCGCGGCGGGCGCAGCACCACCAGCCUCUACGUGGGCAGCAUGGCCGUGUCCGACCUACUGCUACUGCUGGGGCUGCCGCUCGACCUGUACCGCCUGUGGCGGUCGCGUCCCUGGAUCUUCGGCGCGCUGCUCUGCCGCCUGUCGCACUUCGUGGCCGAGGGCUGCACGUACUGCACGGCGCUGCACAUCGCGGCGCUCACGGCCGAGCGCUAUCUGGCCGUCUGCUUCCCGCUCAAGGCCAAGGUGGUGGCCACCAAGCGCCGCGCCAAAGCCGUCAUCGCCGCCCUGUGGGCCGUGGCGCUGCUCUCGGCCGCGCCCUUCCUCUUCCUCGUGGGGCUGGAGCCGCCGGCCGCCGGCAACCGCAGCGACCUGGGCCACGAGUGCAAGCCCACGGCGGCAGCCCAGGAGUCCGGCCUGCUGGGCGCCAUGUUCUGGGUCACCACCGCCUACUUCGUGCUGCCCGUCGUCUGCCUGCACGUGCUCUACGGCUUCGUGGGCCGCCGCCUCUGGAGCAGCGAGCUGCAGACCCGCGGGCCCCGCGCCUCCGCCCGCCAGCGCGGCCAGCGCCACACCGUGCGGCUCCUGGCUGUGGUGGUUCUGGCAUUUGUAAUUUGCUGGUUGCCAUUCCAUAUCGGCAGGAUCAUAUUUAUAAACACUCAGGAUACCAAGAUGAUGUUUUUCUCCCAGUACUUCAAUAUAUUUGCUUUUCAGCUAUUCUAUCUGAGUGCAUCCAUCAACCCUAUCCUCUAUAACCUCGUUUCAAAGAAAUACAGGGCAGCAGCCUACAAACUAUUGCUGCCACACAGAUCUGGACAAAGGGCUUUUACCGUUACGAGAGAUACUGGAGGCUGCACAGAGACCAGUGCCAGCAUCAGAAAUGAGUACAUAACCACUUUCUGAGACUGCUCCGCUGAUUUCACCGAGGCACUUUUCAGGAUACUUUCUGUAAGUGAAGGGCAGUUCAUUUUAGCAUUGCAGUUAUAUAUAAGGAUGGGUAUUUAUUGUUACUCAUGAAUUUUAUUCUCAAGUGGUAUUUUUCCUUAAUAUUUGUUUUCUGUGUUAACAGAGAAAGUUAGCAAUAUCAGGAGUAACAUGCAACUAAUGCAAAGCAAAAGUGACAUGAUUACCAAUAGUAGUCACCCUGUUGUCAUUAUUACACCUCAGUUGUCAUACGUAGCUACGUACAAUUUUUAGGACUCAAAGCAAUGGUGCCAGGUAGGGAAGGUGUGUUGUUCAGUACCUGAGAGAUCCCAAGGUUUACCCUUUUAAACCUUAUUUCUCACGAACAAAAUAAAUAUGCAGGGGCAAGGAUCUACCACCAUGAAUGUCCUUUGCAGAAAUGGCCUAAUCCUGCAAACAGGAGUAAUUGGUCCUGUGAAUAAUAUCAGUGUAUUCUCCCAAUUUAAGAGCUGCUCAUGUGCACGCCUGUUUGUAUAGAUCCAAAGGCCCAGGAGAUCUCUAUACAUGAACCAGGGCACUAUGUCUUAAAUGAUUUUUAAAUCACAGCAUUGUUGAUUAUCUCCUUACUAAAUAGAUUGAAAGAAUUAGCUCCAUUUAAGUUAACUUGCUAACUAUAACUGAGCCUACAAGUUCUAAAAACAAAUUAGUCGAGAAGAGCUACUAGAAAAUAAGUUAUUGUUACUUCCAAAGACUCGCAUGUUGCCCAUGCACAAAGAAACUUGACUACACUAAUGGAAAUCAGGAACAGUUCUGUGGUAACUAAGGGCACCUAUACAUGACUGCAAAGGCUGCUCCAACUCACUGGAAUUCCAGCACAUCGGAGCAGACUCAAUUAAUCGAGUCUGCUAGAGUGUGGCAAUUGCCGCACUCCAGCAGCCUCCCGCGUCUUGUGUAUCAGCGUCCCCGUGCUUAAAAAUGGUGACGGGGUGUUUGAACUAAAGUUUGUUGAACUCGAAUGAGCUUUAGUUCAAGCACCCCUGCCACCAUUUUUAAGUGCAGAGAUGCUGAUACAGUAUAACCUCAUAAAUCUGGCUUUCAAAAUUCCAGAAUUCUCAAAAAUCCAGCACUUUUUAAAAAUACAGUACACUACAUUAUUGCAUUAAAAAUAGCUUCCCAAUAAUCUAGAAAUUCCUCUGGAAGUCCAAUGCUUCUCCGACUACCGUUGUUUUUGUUCAUCAGCCUACAGCCAUUGUUUUGAACAAUACUCAGUCAUGUGUAAAGUAUAAUAGCAAGGAAAAUUGUCCUAAAGCUAUGCACUUUCCUUAUGUUUCAAAAAUUCAGAAUUUUCAAAUUUCUGGCAGGUGGUAGGUCCUGAGGAUGCUGGAUUUAUGAGGUCAUACUGUACAUGAGACACAGUGGCAGUUUAAUUAGAGCAGCUGUUAGAGCUGCUCUAAUUAAAGCACCACCUCCCAUACCCCCAGAGCAUGUGUAAAAGUGCCCUAAUGGAGCUGAACUGCAUUCAUAUCAGUACAAUUGAUGAUAUGUCGGCACUUGAAUUUUACUUGUGUUUUAACAUAGGUUAAUUAUGUUGUCUUCAUUAACCUGAUUGAAAGUUCUAGUGUAGGAACACUUGUGUCCUGUCUACAUUAAAAUUUAGAAUUGCGUGACUUAUUAAAAACACAACUAAGAAUUCCAACAUAACCACAACCAAAAAGGGGAAUUUGACCCAAACAUAUUAGGUGUCAAAAUAUUUGGACAAACCCUUUUGUUUAAUAAAUCUGAGCGCUGGCUCACUAAAAGAUAGUUCCAGAGACAGAGGAGGCAGUUAGCUCAUUGUGCAUACAUCCAGUCAUUUCUCUACAGGAACUGCCUGCCAUCAGAGGGCUAGAUUUUUUUUUCACCUCCCCUACUGUAAAAAUGUUAAAGAAAGAACAAAAACAGUUGCCAAUGUGUUUGGUAGAGCAUAUUGGUUUUGCCUGUAAACUUUGUAAACAAAUAUAUAUAAGCUUUGUGACAUGGAUAUGUGAGUUUCACUAACCUUGAAUUUAUCCAUUGGUCCAGUCUCCAAGAAUGUCAAAUUGUGGUCUACUGAGAGCUGGCUGGUCAAAUGGUGCUGGCUCUUUGUCUUUAUUUUGAGUUGCUAAACUGUACUGAGAGAGCAGCUAAAAGUUAAACAUGUCCCUAAUGCUGUUUUUCCAUGUACACAAUUGCUCUAGCUACCACAGAAAGUUUACAUGGCUGUGAGACUACUUUCCCUCCUUACUAUAUAGUCACAAACAGGAGCAGGGGUGCUCCACAUGAUUGUGAGCAGAAGGGAAGGUAGUUCACUACCACCAUCUUGUAUUCAAACAUGCUGCUCGCUAGGAGAAAGUAUUGGAAGUUUUGCUUUGUCUGAUUGAUAACACUUAGGUGCUACAAUCGCUGUAACGUGUGGAUGCUACCUUGCUGCCCUAUAUCAACUCUUGCCUUGUUCCUGCCUAGCGAUGUACCUUGCGUUUGAUAUUAUGUUUGGGAAAUAAUGCAUGGCUGCUGGUCCACACAGAACACCAGAGCAAAAUUGGUUUCUGAUAACCAUGAUGAAUACAGCAUGACAAACACUGUCUUGUUUGCUGGGAAGGUAAUUUGUCCUUUUGUGUACAUGUUCUUAACAUUGCUUCUCUAUGCAUAGAAAAAAUAUGUACAGAAAACCACAAUUGUAAGCUUGUAAUGCCCUCUAAUUAAUCAUCUGUGCUGUAGCCCCUGUAAAACAAUAGCAUAUGCAUAUAAAAUAACCAGAGCUUAGAGAGGCUGCUUAGAUAGUUUGGGUCUACACUGCUGAGAGAUACCAAACACUAGACUGCAUAGGGAAUGGAAUGGAGAUUAAUAUUAAAAAUAUAAUAAUGUUGUGCUAUAUAGCAUGGUGUAUCAAUUCAUCACUGGAACCUCUCUGCCUACUCCUGGCCACACUGCUUCACAAAAGGUCAUAGAUUCAAGAUAGGUCCAAAGGUGAGCAACAGAAUUCAUUGGAGGCACAAAAGGACUUCCACAUGGAAAGAGAGAAAAGAUUAAAAUCGUUUAAAGCAUAUGUGAUAAAGGUUCACAGGUAAUGUAGCAUAACAAAGGUAUGUUGAGGCACUGUAAUUGUACUAUAAGAACCAGGAACAAGGGUCUGUUAAAUUAAAGUGAGGAAAAUUUAAACUGAAAGCCAGCAAAUUUAAAACUGAUAUUAGAAAUAAGUUCAAACUUAUGAUUAGUAUGUGGAACUCAUCAUCACAAGAUCUUCCUGAGGUGAAGAGCUUAGUGGCAUGUAUAAAGAAGGAAUGGAUGUUUAUAUGAAUAAUGAGCAAUUGCAUAAAAAAUCCAAGUUCAAGUUUCUAAAGUUAAAUAGUAAUUCAUACUACAAAGUGUAAGCCAACCUCUGGCUGAGAAGGUCAGAAGGAAAUUUCUGAGAAGGCCAGUCCAAAAUUGUCCACUCUUGCCAUGCCUUAGGCAUCAGGAAAAGGAUACUGCUGGAGAGAGAAGAGUGGACUUUUGGCACACAGCUUCCAGGCUGCUGUUUGUCAGUGGCAAAGCUUCUGUUGGUUUCAGCAGUAAAGGAUCAAGCUUUAAAUAAACCACUAGACUUACCUAGCAUGGCAAUUCAAAAUGGCAUCAUUCAGAGAACAUGUUUUUACUGUGCCUCUCUUGCAAGGAGUGGGAGGUGGGCCUGAAAGUCUCUCUGUGGCUCAGUCUCUGACCCCUUACAACCAAACCUAUAUAUUUGUCCAGUUCAGGAGGCAGCCCAGCUGAAGCAAUGCGGAGUGAUUGAAGUUAUUACUGUAGGGGCAGUAUGCUUACCAUGUAGAGUGGGCCUUAAAGUCUUGCUUAGGUCAUGCAGAGUGGGAGAGUGGGGAUUUGAGCCCUGAUUUCCUAUGUACCAGCCAGUGCUGUAAUUGCAACCAUCUUUCUUUCAGAACUACAAACAAAUGGGUCUUUCUCUAGUCCGUAUGGACUAGACCUUUUGGGAUUUAUGAAAAGUCUGUUUUGUUUCCUUUUUACAGUUCAAAAAACCCAAAAAUAACCCUGCUUGCCUUUCCCAUGUGAGUAGACCUUCAUAUGAAGAGCACAAUUUAUCUCUAAGGCAUUUUUCUAAAAGGACUGGCCUGGCACUUUCAAAAUAUCACUUCUAAAAGAUGCAAUUCAAUAAGGUCUCAGAAAUAAAUACAGGCUGAGCAGCAUUUAAUGGACUGUUCUAAUCAGGGGAAAAAUGUGUUUGCAGUGGUUUGGUGGGGUUCAUUCAAGAAGUGAUCAGAUUGGCUGGAUGAUUUAAUUGCAUGGUCUUUGGAGAAAUACAUAUGUUCCAGUCACUUUUGUUCCAUCACUCUCCGUGGGGCCACAGCUAUGGGCAAAAUAAAUGUUCAGAAAAGGAAUUUCACUCCGGUAUGUUUCCUCCUUGGAUAUAAAAAAUUCUUUCCCAUUGUUGCAUAGUUCAGUUCAGCAGAGCCUUGCUUUUCUUUUAAAAGCUCUCACUAGUGGUGGCCUUCAUAAUCUUUAGCCAUGCCUGUCUGCAUUCACCUGUCUUUUGUGGGUAUUAUCAGCAUGUCUCAGGGCAGCACCUUUGCUGAAUGUGGCUUGAUGAGGAGAGCUCAUUACUCUGGCAUCUGUCACACCCAUCUUCAUUUAUAAAAGGCACCUUACAACCCUUUUCUGAAGGCAUUUUAGUCAUUCCAACUUUUUUGUAGCUUUUUCAUUCAGUGUUUCUAUGCAGUUAGGGAGAGAGUGUUUUAAAAACCAAGGCCCCAAUUCCAGAAGGUGCUUGAGUCUGUCCGUAUUAAGGACAAUGCUCAGAGCAGGGCUGUCCAACUUCUUAGUUUUGUAUGAAACUUAAGUGCUGUCCUGCACGGGGGCCUGGGCUACCAGGAUCAACUCUAGUGACAGGAAGAUUAAAUUAGUUCAUGUCUAGCAAGCUUAGGCACUUCCAUGGCUCCCAUUACUUGUCAUAUCUGAGCUCCUUGCACUCUCCAUUGUGCUUACCUCUCACCACUCCAGUGGUGUGCAGGUAAGGCCCUUCAUUAUGGUUCCUGUGGUAGGUUUGAGCCUCUCUCUAAACUCCAGCUGAAAAUUGCCCCUAGUUGACAGCUGUAAAUGGAUACUUUGUCUUUUGUUCAGUCAAGUCAAAGGUAGCCUGAUGUGAAACUGGCUAUGUGGGUGUCACUGGCUGCAGAAUCUGGUGUGCCUUUACCAGGCUAGCCUACUAGGCUGUUCAAGCUCAGGCAAACCUUGGACCAUAUUGACUCGGCUGAAACCAAAAAAUACCCUGAUCCCUGCUUUGAAAAAAAAGGUCUCAAGUAACUGGCCCUAUGUUAUACAUUAAGGCUGUGGCAGAAGAGAGAAUUUAAACUACAUCUCCAGAGGUCUAGGCUGGUACUAUAACCACUAGGCUGUAAUGGAAAAAGAGCAGCCCCACUCAGACCAGCUGGAGAAAGAAAAGGCUGAGGUUUUACAAAAAAUUAAUGUAAAUGAAUGCAAAAAGAAAAUUUAUUAAUGGGCCCUAUGCUAUGAAAAUAAAUAUGAGUGUUCAAAUGCUCGAUGUACACAAAGUCAUUGACUUUCACAGGAGGAUAUCUCUGGUCAAACAAAGGCUUGAUCCUCCCAUGAAUAGAAACUACUCAGAUAUGAUUGGCUAUUUUUCUUGCCACUGAUGCUGCUUUUCUUUAUAGAAAAAGCAUUCCCCAAGUCAUUUUGCAAUAAGUGCUGGGAAAACUGACAUGUAAAGUAUUUUCUUCCUUCUCAGAAUUGUGGUACAGACUGCUUAUGCCAUCUUCAACAACUCAUUGAGAAAGUAAAUGAAGAUUGGAAACUAUAUAUUCACUGCAGACAAAGCAGCUAUGCAAGCUUAACUGGUAUGAUCCAAGCUUAAACUGACAUGAGAGUGUCCAUACAUGCACCAAGUUGCACUGGUUUAACAAAACUGAUUUAACAUCACACCUAUAGUACACCCACACAUCUUGUGCAUGUGUUUGUCUCCUAAAGCACAGGUAGUCAACCUACAGUGCACAUGCCAUAAGUAAUGUGGCAUGUGGCAGAUUGGGUAAGGGACAGGCAGCACAGCAGCAGAUCAGAAAGGGAACAGAAAGCAGAGCAGUAGAUUGGGCAGAGAACAGAAGGAGCAUCAGAUUGGAAAGGGGAAGGGCAUCAGUGAAUUCAGGGGGCCCAAUCCUGCUGCUAUUGAUAAUAGGAGGCAUGAUUCACCGUGAUUUAACCAUGAGCAUGACUGGAACCAGAAUCUGGCUCUUCUAGCUGUGACAACAGAUGCGUCUCCUACUACAAAGGCCCUGUUUAGAUCUGACAACAUGGGGCCAAGCUGGCUGCUUGCCCUUUCAUGUUUCUGUUCAAAGUCAUAUUCUGAAGGAUCUGUACAUACUGUAAAUAAAGUAGAUUUGGAUAAUUUA